Messenger RNA from Polistes canadensis, 1140 nucleotides. RefSeq names its product E3 ubiquitin-protein ligase RNF180-like. Bases 94 to 504 code for a protein of 136 amino acids. NCBI's taxonomy places the organism in Eukaryota, Metazoa, Arthropoda, Insecta, Hymenoptera, Vespidae. Gene Ontology annotation, molecular function: ubiquitin conjugating enzyme binding; ubiquitin protein ligase activity. Gene Ontology annotation, cellular component: endoplasmic reticulum membrane. Gene Ontology annotation, biological process: norepinephrine metabolic process; serotonin metabolic process; protein polyubiquitination. The transcript is spliced from 3 exons. The record is from RefSeq and is a predicted model, not a curated record.
AAUAGAUCAAUUUGAUCGUGCUUUCAUAACCUAAAAUAUUGGGAAUAGAUUUAUAAACAUAUGAAAUAUUAUUUUGGUUAAGGAUUUUUCCAAAUGAUCGAAAUUAAGUGUAAACAUUGUCGUAAAAAUCUGUUUCAAAAUGAAAGUUUUACAUUACUUUCAUCCCAUAACGAAGAUAUAAGUAAUAUUGAACAUACAGAAUGUGGUGGUGAUUUUAUUGAACAUUGUUUAUACAUGUCUAUGGAAAAUUUACCGACAUGGAUACAGAAAAUAAUAGAUCAAACAUCCUGGACGAAAGGAAGAUUAAAUUGCCCAUUUUGCAAUACUCGAUUAGGAUCAUUUAAUUUGGUAAUUGAUACUAAAUGUAAUUGUGGUACAUGCAUAAUGCCCCCUAUUAGAUUAAUUCGUAGCAAAUUAGAUGUAAUAAAUGAUAAUGAUAACAAGUUAACAGUGCUUACAAAGAUGUAUAACAACAUGAAUUUAAAGAUACCUAAUAAUCAAUAGCGAGCAAAAUGCAUGUAAAAAUAGAAAAAGGAUUUAUUAACAUCAUGGUAUUCUUUGAACUAUUGUUGUUAUUUAUAAUUCCUUACAAUAUUUAUAAAGCGGCAUGUUAUUAUCGUCAUGCAUUUUAAAUAAUAAUCUUUUCGAUGUAGCAUUUUAUCUUAUCUUAUUAUGCAGUAGAAUAGGAUUUUCUUUUCUUUUUUUCAACUAUUCUAAUUUUUGUUAUUAUAAUUAAUAUUUAAUCGUUACAUCAAAUGAGGUGAUGCAUUACAAUUCCAAAGCUAACUAAUUGUAAGAUAGGAAGAUUGUAAUAAUAUCAGUAUUCUGCUAUCAUAGCAUUCUGAAGUUCUUUAUAACAGAAAAAUUAUAUACUUGCACUUGCAAGCAUAGAUAUUUUAUAAUUACAUGUACAUAUAUUUAUAUAUAUACAGAAUACUUAUCAACUACAUCGUACAUAAUGAAUAAAUAGAUAUGAUAUUUUCGCAGUCCUUAAAAUUAUAAAUUGCCAUUAAGGAUAUAACUAAAAUAUUUCUAUGCAUUUAAGUGUCACAAAUAUUAAUUUCAUAUCUUGUAAAGAAAACAGACCCCUCCAACCCGUAAAAGAAAAAGUAAUAAAGACAUAUUAAUUUAAUAUUUUAA